CAGUCCGAACGCGGAUUCUGUCGUAACACGACGACAUUCGACGCGGCCGCAGUUUUAAUUCCGCGUAAAUAAAUGUAAUAAAUAAAUUAACUAAGUACAACAAAACCUCAUCGCAUGUGUUGCAAUAAAAAUACUGGAAUCUAGAUCUAAAAAAAAUACAAUAGAAACAAAAAAAAAAUUGUCUAUGUACACGAAUUUCAAAUUGUUCCUAAUUUAAAUUUUUAAAUACGCUCCAAAACUUAAUGAAUAAAAAAAUUAAGCAUCACGCACGUUCUAAAACUCUUUAAGUUUUUGCAAGAAUUAAUUAAAAACAAGAUGCUAAUUUAAUCUUUUGAGAACUACAAAAAAUGAUUCGUUGAAAUAAUUAAAUGAGUAUAGAACGAAAUCUUGCAUUUUAAUUGAAAACUAUAAUUAAAGAAGUGUAAGAAAUAAUAAAAUAAAAAUCGUACUAAAAUAAAUGGAUUUUUUUUGGCGGUGAAAAUGAAAGUUUUGUGCGCGUUGUUUUUGUUCUGUGUGUCAGUUCGAUUGGUACACCUGCAAGGACCUGGAUCCGGGACUAACGGAAAUUUGCGACUAUGCGUUGUAGAAGGUCGGGGGCCCUUCAAACGCGGGGCUACGUUUUGCCCGCUGCUGGACGAUGAGAACUCGGGGCUAGAAUGCGUCCUGGGGACAGAUCAACUGGAUUGUCUUCGGCGUAUAGGCAAGAACACUGUCGACUUCGGAGUAUUCAGCCCUGAAGACCUGAUCGCGGCGCAGUGGGCAGACAUUGACGUGCUGGUCACUGACGAACUGAGGAAUCGAUUCAGGCCCUACGCAAGGAGCAUAGUAGCAGUGGUGAACCGUCGCAUCUUGCCCGACCGGCCGUCCUCCUUGGACUUUGUUCUACACAACACCACGCUCUGCCAUCCUGUGGUCGGAGUCGACGAUUUGCGACCACUGUCGGAUACACUAGCUGGGUAUUUGGAAUCCCUGAUCAUCCCACGCGCGUGUGACCCCAGUCUAACUCUAACGGAGAACAGAAUCAAGGCGUUAUCUGAGUUCUUCCACAAGGCAUGCAAAGCUGGUCCCUGGGUGCCAGAUGUGGGAAGAGAUGCUGAACUCAAGGGUAAAUACCCCAACCUUUGCGCCGGCUGCGCCAAUCCAGCGUGUAGAGAGGAUGAUAAGUACUGGGGUGCUACCGGCGCAUUGGAAUGCCUUCUGGACAACUCUGGAGACACCAUGUGGGGUGAACUAUACGACGUACAGUACAUCUUUGGGUUAAACUCAACAUCGGUAUCUGGGGAACCCAUGCUCUCGAGCAAACAAUUCGCUUACCUCUGUCGCGAUGGGACGUGGCAAGCCAUAGAAGAUAACCUGACUCCCUGCGUUUGGCUCAACAGACCUUGGCCUGUCGUCAUUGCUAAGAGGAAAGCGGCAGAAGCAGUGAGCAAACUCAUAGGCUCAUUAAAAGAAGACGACAUGUUCAACAGCCAUUGGCGGGGGGCUCUGACCUCCCUGCUGGAAAUACGUCAGCCUCCUACACCGGUUAACCCACCCAAAACCCCCCUGGACUAUUUAGCGUCCGCUCAAGGAUUCAGGGAAGCGUACAGCCAGAGUGGUUGUGAUCCACCAAGGCACAUAACCCUCUGCACUACCUCCAACCUAGAGAGGAAUAAAUGCGAAUGGCUGAGCGAAGCGGGCGCGGUGUACGGCAUCAACCCGCCGCUGCAGUGUGUAGUGAGGAACAGCACACGGGAUUGUCUCAAAGCUGUGAAGGCGGGAGAGUGUGACGUGGCUGUUGGUGACAGCGAGUGGCUCAUGGCAAGCACCAGGGACUAUGGCUUGGAACCCGUCCUCUACGAAACGACACCCAUCGUCGAAAAAAUGGACACCGUCGUAGCGUACGUCAGGAAUGGUGACGUGUUAACAAAGAUGGAGGACUUGAGCGGAAAACGCGCCGCUUUCCCGCUCUUCGACGGAAUGGCGUGGCACACCGUCCUUCAAUACAUAAAGAAUAAAGAAAAGCUGAACUGUGCUGAAGCCAUGUUCGAUUACUUCAGUGAAAUAUGCGCUCCUGGUAUCGAAGAAAUGGAUGGGGGUGUCAUUAGUCAAAUGAAUAUAGAUAAAUUUACGAAUGGGUGCAUCAAAAAUGGCGAUAAAGUUGUGAGUGGGGAAAUUGCGGCGUUGCAGACGCUUGUGGAGGGAAAGAGUGACGUUGCGUUUAUUAGCUUCAAAACUGCUAAUUUGUAUCUAAAUAAGCAAAUCAUGGAUCCAUGGGCAGACAACGAUGUUGACAUAAUGCCAGUAUGUCCUGAUGAGAACAAAAAGUAUUGCUACCUCUCUUGGUCCAACAUUGGCCACAUUUUCGCCUCCCGAAACCUCACGGACAUGAGGCGACAGGAAAUCGUCAACGUGUUCACAAAGCUCGACCAACGGUUCGGCGAACAUCAGCCAUCCCAUAACGUAAUGUUCACAAUGUAUGGCCCGUUCAAUCACGCAAUGGAUGUAUUGUUCCAUAAUAAUACAAAGACUUUGACUACUGCCGAUAUGUAUAAGAAUACGCAUCCGUACGCCUCUAUGCCUCUCAAUUUUGAACGAACUGUCACAAAUGACAGCUGUCAAAUAGCAGAUUUGGCGCGCGAUUCCGUCAACGGUUUCGCGCCAACGUUUUCGUUGUUAAUAUCAUGUUUAUUGCUCACUAUUUUAAGUAGAUAACACUUGUAAAGGUAGAUAGAAAUGUGAUUAAAUAUAAUUAGAAAUACAACUAUUUUAUAGUA
Molecule: messenger RNA, 2756 nt
Organism: Maniola jurtina (meadow brown)
Lineage: Eukaryota; Metazoa; Arthropoda; Insecta; Lepidoptera; Nymphalidae
Product: transferrin-like
Exons: 11
Coding region: 481-2694 (737 amino acids)
Biological process (GO): iron ion transport
Cellular component (GO): early endosome; recycling endosome; plasma membrane
Source: RefSeq, a predicted model, not a curated record